This is a messenger RNA of Purpureocillium lilacinum, 957 nucleotides long. Its product is annotated as superkiller. Gene Ontology annotation, cellular component: nucleus. Gene Ontology annotation, molecular function: protein binding. The record is from RefSeq and is a predicted model, not a curated record. NCBI's taxonomy places the organism in Eukaryota, Fungi, Ascomycota, Sordariomycetes, Hypocreales, Ophiocordycipitaceae.
AUGUCUAAGCAGUAUCUGACCACGCAUACCGUGGACGACGCCCACAUCACAGACAUCUUCUCCCUGGCGACGACACCAAGAGCCGUUCUCUCAGCGAGCGGCUCGUCGACGCUGCACGUGCAUGACACCACAGACCCCGCGUUCCCGCUGAGGCAGUCGCUUUCCGACGCCCACAAGCUGGGCUGCCACCACGUCUGCACGUCGAGGAACGGCAAGGUCGCCGCCAGCGCCGGCUUCGGCGGGGAGGUCAAGCUCUGGUCGCUGGACCAGGACACGGGCGACUGGCGCAGCGACGGUGAGCUCGCGGGGUCGUCGGCCAAGCCCGGCGAGGUGUGGGCGCUGGCCCUCAGCGAGGAUGGCGGCUACCUCGCCACCACGACUAACGAUGGGCGGAUAAACGUCUGGGACAUCCGCGACGAGAAAAAGUCCAAGAUCCAGGAGUACGAGACCGGUAGUGCCGGCUCGGGGAGCUUCGGCAUGUCCGUCGACCUCAGCAGAGACGGGAAAUACACCGCCAGCGGUCAUCAGAGCGGCGCCGUCUACAUUUUCAACAACGAUACAGGGCGAAUUCUGUACUCCCUUACGGGUCUAGCAAAGCCGGUACGAGCAGUAGCCUUCUCGCCGGGCAGCACGCGACUCGCCGCGGCCGGUGACGCGGGCAUCAUCGCUCUCUACGACAUGAAGCACGGCGAGCACGUGGGCAACCUGACAGGCCACUCGUCGUGGAUCACCUCGCUCGACUGGAGCGACACGGGAGAGUUUCUUCUCACCGGCUCGAUGGACGGCAAGGUCAAGGUGUGGUCCAUCGAGCGCAGCGCCUGCGUCGCGACGCACAGCGAGACGGACAAGGCGCUCUGGGCCGUGAGGUGGCUGCCGAAGACGGGGAAGAGCGAGAUGUUUUGUACAGCCGGCGCUCACAGGAGCUUGUCUUUCUACAGGGAGGCGACUGGAGGUUGA